GAGCGGAGUUAUUUGAAGCGCUCCCAAAAACUUCUCGAGUCGGGACCCCAGAUAUCCCUGCAUGACAUCACGCAGAUGAGCCAGUAGGAGUUUGGGGGCUGGAAAUGAAAUAGGCUGCUAUCAGAGGAUCUAUGAUGCGGUGGGUGAAGUCUUGUGGAAUAAUAACUCUGCUGUGCGCGUGUCUGUGCUGUGUCUCUGUGAAUGGAUGCCCGCAUAAGUGCAGUUGUUCGGGUUCUCAUGUGGAUUGUCAGGGUCAAGGCUUCAAGACUGUACCCAAGGGAAUCCCAAGGAAUGCAGAAAGACUGGAUCUGGACAGGAAUAACAUCACCCGGAUCACCAAGGUGGACUUCUCCGGCCUCAAGAACCUGCGUGUGCUGCAUCUGGAGAACAAUCAGAUCAGUGUGAUCGAGAGAGGAGCGUUUCAGGAUCUCAAACAGCUUGAACGAAUCCGCAUCAACCGGAACCGGCUGCAGGUCCUGCCGGAGCUGCUGUUCCAAUCCACACCCAAGCUGGGCCGGCUGGACCUGAGCGAGAAUCUGAUCCAGGCAAUUCCUCGUAAGGCUUUCCGAGGGAUCACCGCCGUCAAGAACCUGCAACUGGACAGCAACCACAUCAGCUGCAUCGAAGAUGGAGCCUUCCGAGCCCUGCGCGAUCUGGAGAUACUCACUCUCAACAACAACAACAUCACACUCAUACCGCUGUCAAGCUUCAACCACAUGCCCAAGCUGCGGACACUUCGCCUGCACUCCAACAACCUGCACUGCGACUGCCACCUGUCCUGGCUCUCCGAUUGGCUGCGGCAAAGGAGGGGGCUGGCCCCUUUCACACAGUGCAUGGCCCCCGCCCAUAUGAGAGGUCUCAAUGUCCCUGAUGUUCAGAGAAAAGAAUUUGUCUGCACAGGUGCCGCUCAAUCGGAGCCAAGGGCAUGCGUCCCCCAGGCAUCCAUCUGCCCCGCCGCCUGCACCUGCAACUACAACAUCAUAGACUGCCGGAGAAAAGGCCUGACUGAGAUUCCAGCCAACUUGCCUGAAGGAAUUGUGGAAAUCCGUCUGGAGCAGAACAUGAUCAAGAGCAUCCCAGCAGGAGCGUUCACAGCAUACAAGAAACUGAAGAGAAUAGACUUGAGCAAGAAUCAGAUUUCUGAUAUAGCAGAAGAUGCUUUUAGCGGCCUGCGCUCCCUCACUUCCCUGGUCCUAUAUGGAAACAAAAUCGCUGAGAUCCCAAAGGGUUUGUUCGACGGUCUGGUGUCCCUGCAACUGCUACUUCUCAACGCCAACAAGAUCAACUGUUUGCGUGUGAACAUUUUCAAAGACCUGCAGAACCUCAACGUGCUCUCUCUCUAUGACAACAAGCUUCAGACCAUCAGUAAAGGCUUGUUCAUCCCACUGCGUGCCAUCAAAACACUGCACCUCGCGCAGAAUCCAUUCAUGUGUGAUUGCCAUCUGAAGUGGUUGGCCGACUACCUGUUUGAAAACCCGAUUGAGACCAGCGGAGCUCGAUGCAGCCUUCCGCGCCGCCUCGCCAACAAACGCAUCAGCCAGAUCAAGGGCAAGAAGUUCCGCUGCACAGGUUCGGAGGACUACCGCAGUCGUCUGAGCGGCGAUUGUUUCCAGGAUCUGGUUUGUCCCGAGCGCUGCCGCUGUGAAGGCACUGUGGUGGACUGCUCCAACCUCAAACUCACCAAAAUCCCCCCUCACCUGCCCGAGCACACCACUGACCUACGGCUGAACGACAACGAGAUCUCCAUCCUUGAGGCUUCAGGGGUCUUCAAGAAGCUCCCAAACCUGCGGAAAAUAAAUCUGAGUAACAAUAAGCUGCGGGACAUCCGUGAGGGGGCGUUUGAUGGGGCCGCAGGUGUUUUGGAACUGCUGUUGACAGGAAACAAGCUGCAGUCAGUCAACGGACGGCUGUUCAAGGGUUUGAGUGGCCUGAAAACGUUGAUGCUGAGGAGUAAUCAGAUCAGCUGUGUGGAUAACACCACCUUCACCGGCAUGAGCUCUGUGCGCCUGCUUUCCCUCUACGAUAACCGGAUCUCCACCAUCGCCCCGGGAGCUUUCAACACUCUGCAUUCUCUCUCCACAAUUAACCUGCUGUCUAAUCCAUACGUGUGUGACUGUCACUUAGCCUGGCUAGGGCUGUGGCUGAAGAAGACCAGAGUGGUCAGUGGCAACCCGCGCUGCCAGAAACCUGCCUUCCUGAAGGAGAUUCCUAUCCAGGAUGUGGCCAUGCCUGAUUUCACCUGUGAUGGCGUGGAAGAGAACGUCUGUCUGCCGCCGACCCCUCGCUGUCCGGAUUCCUGCACAUGCUCAGACACCGUGGUGCGCUGUAGUAACCGAGGGCUGCGUUCGCUACCUAAAGGCAUCCCGAAAGAUACAACUGAAUUGUAUUUGGAAGGAAACUUCCUCACAUCUGUGCCCAAAGAGCUAGCUAACCUGAAACAACUGUCACUGCUAGACCUCAGUAACAACAGCAUCAAUGUUCUUGCUCCUCUCACCUUUAACAACACGACUCAGCUCGCUACUCUUAUCUUGAGUUACAAUCACAUUCGAUGUGUCCCGGUUCAUGCGUUUGAUGGCUUGCGUUCUCUCCGCCUGCUAACCCUCCACGGAAAUGACCUUUCAACUCUUCCAGAGGGAGCCUUCAGCCACUUGACGUCUCUAUCUCAUUUGGCUCUGGGCGCAAACCCUUUGCACUGUGAUUGCGAGCUGCGUUGGUUGUCUCAGUGGGUGAAGGCUGGGUAUAAAGAGCCUGGCAUCGCCCGCUGCACCGGACCACCCGACAUGGCGGACCGACUGCUGCUCACCACCCCUCUCAGCCGCUUCCAGUGCAAAGGUCCCGCCGAUUUGAAUCUGAUGUCCAAGUGCGCCCCCUGUCUGGCAGUCCCCUGUCAGAACAACGGCACUUGUGUUAGUGAUGUCACCGGCUCCUACCACUGCACCUGCCCGUUUGGCUACAAGGGCCGCAACUGUGAGAUCCACAUCAACGCCUGCAUCAGCCAGCCAUGCAGUAAUGGAGGCACAUGCCACGUCACACCUGGACAGGAUGGGCAGUACAGCUGUGUGUGUCCUCCUGGGUUCGAGGGCCAGCGAUGUGAGGUGAAUCCCGAUGACUGUGAAGACAACGACUGUGAGAAUAACUCCACCUGUGUGGAUGGAAUCAACAACUACACCUGCAUCUGCCCCCCCAACUACCGAGGCGAUCUGUGCGAGGAGGUGGUUGACCCCUGUCUGCCUGACUUUGACCUCUGCCAACACGACUCCAAGUGUGUUCCUCUCAGUAAGGGCUACAGGUGUGAGUGUUUGCCGGGGUAUGUUGGCCAGCACUGUGAGCAGGAUUACAAUGACUGCAUGGAAAACAAAUGCCAGCAUGGUGCCGAGUGUGUCGACGCCAUAAAUGGUUACACGUGCAUCUGUAAGGAGGGAUUCAGUGGGCUGUUUUGUGAGCAUCCUCCACCGAUGAUAUUGCUUCAGAAGACGAGUCCUUGUGAUCAAUCAGACUGUCAAAAUGGAGCCCAGUGUCUGGAAGGGGUGGAGGGGGAACCCAUGUGCCGUUGUCUGCCUGGCUUCUUUGGCAGCAAGUGUGAAAAAAUGAUAACAGUGCACUUCCUCGGCAAGGAUACCUACCUGGAACUCCCCGUCGCCAAGAUCCGACCACCCAUGCACAUAUCCCUCCAGGUGGCUACAGAUAAAGACAAUGGUAUUCUGUUGUAUUAAGAGGAUCAUGAUCCACUUGCUCUGGAGCUGUACCAGGGACACAUUCGUUUGAUAUACGACGUUGCAAAGUACCCUCCUACUACCGUGUACAGUGUGGAGUCGGUAAAUGAUGGACUUUUCCACAUGGUGGAGGUGCUGAUCCAGAAUCAAACCUUGAGCUUAGUGGUGGACAAGGGGGCUCCGAAAAGCCUUGGCAAACUGCCCCGACCUCCUUCUGUGGACCACAGCACACAACUCUAUAUAGGCGGCAUCCCCUCUUUGAUUGGCACAGCGGGCUUGCGACAGGGUCCAGAUCGACCAUUCCAGUCCUUCAAUGGCUGCAUUCAUAAUGUACGUCUCAAUGGAGAACUGCAAGACUUAGGCAGUAGACUGGCAGGGGUUGAGGGCAUCUUGCCGGGCUGUCACUCCUGCAGCGUUUGUGCUCAGGGCACUUGCAGACAGAGAGGGGAGGUGGGCGUGACGUGCGAGUGUCCCGCCGGCCAGAGCGGUCCACUGUGUGAACAGAUGAACUCCAAGAGCCCCUGUCAAGGCAGCAGGUGUUUGCAUGGUGUGUGUGUACCGAAGGGCUCCUCGUACAGUUGCUCAUGUGAAGAAGGAUACUCGGGUCAGUACUGUGACAGGCGAGAGGAGCCGGCCGCCUGCAGGGGGCAGCACUGUGUGCAUGGAGAAUGCAGAGUAACCGAGAACGGAGAUCCUGUAUGCCAGUGCCAACCUGGAUAUACUGGACCAAUCUGUGAAACAGAGCUCACGUGCCAAGGAGAGGUGGUUCGCGAGCAACUCAAGCGUCACAUGGGUCAUAAAAGCUGCACGUCCACCAGUAAAGUUUCCCGGGCAGAGUGUCCUCAAGCCUGUCACUCAGGCCUCUGCUGCGCCCCCACCAAGAGCCGAAAGCGGAAGGUCAGCUUCAAGUGCUCCGACGGAUCUUCCUUUUCUGAAGAGAUGGAGACCACCGCGGAGUGCGGCUGCACGAAGUGUCCAUUGUAAUAAUACCCCCCUCCCCAUCCCAAACCACGAGAAGAUGGAGCGGAAAAGAAAAUAUAUUGUAAAAUAAAGUGCAAAUAGAACUUAUUUUUAUUAAGGGAUGUUUUUUUAAAGAAAGACUGUUUUUAUGAUGUCGCUUACAUGUAUGUGUCAUAUGAAAAGUAAUUUUGUAUCGUCGAACAAAAAAGAUUAACAUUCCUGAAAAUAUAUGAAUGAUAUAAAUAUGUAUAAAUCUAUAUAAAUGUACAAGCCUAACCUAUGAAUUCAUUUGGUGUGUGUAUUGCAUGUCUAUUGUGAAGUGUGGAAACAGAGAGACAUUUUGACGGAGGAACAGGUGGGCGACAGGGCUGAAAUGUGCCCGUGUAGCCAAUCAGGGGAGGAGGAAAGACUCUCAAACGCAGGAAGUGGUGAGCCAACUUCCUGUGCUCUGGUGGCGACAAAUGAACUGCUUCCUAUAAUGGACCUCAGAUAGCUCACCUGCAGAAUUCCAGGAUGUGAUCCACAGAGCUUCCAAUGCGACGGGGCUGUUACUUUUGUGCUCUAGACGGAUCAUUUCGGGUGUUUUUAGUUGUUGUUCAAAUGUUUGCCCAUCAGAGAGAGAGAGAGAGAGAGAGAGAGAGGAGACCAGAAGAGCUUGUCGACAUGGCUCUAGUUUACAGCCUUUAACUCAUCAGAGUGAGUUUUUUUGCAUGACUGCAUGGAAAAGUUAAAUGUGAACUUAUGCCGUGGCCAGGCAGUAAAGCUGUUAUGAUAGUUUACCUGAUCUCUACCUGUUUUACCUUGUACAGUUGUGAAAUCACAACGCAUUUCCAUUGUUACAGCUUUGGCAGGUGAUACAGGUGACCGCAUCCGUGGUGCAAAGCACUUCAUAUUGACGUAGUAUUCCGUCAUAAUCGUCCUUUACUAAAAUAUUAAAUGCAAAUAUAUUACACCCAUAACUACUGUAUUGUUUCAUAUAUAUACCCUUUGUUCGUUGAUUUGUGUUUUUUUUUUUCUGAUGUAACACUUAACAAAUGUUUAAGAAACAGAGAGAAAGAGGUCUAUUGGUUUUCCAAAGGAAAUAUUAAGCAGUGUUAAUGAAUAUACAGCCUCGUUCUGUCUCAACCCCUUUCACCACUUACUGAGAAAUAAAAUCCAAGCUGUUGUAGGAAUCCCCAGUGUGUAAUGUCACCGAUCUUGUGCAGAAGCGUUAUGUUAGUGCCUCUUAUGACAAGACUGGUGGUUAUACGGUGUGUUUUGUAAUAAUGUUUUGUUAAAUAUGAAUUAGAGCGUUAUGAAUAACUUACAAUGAAUGUUGAAUUAAACUUGUAAUG
Triplophysa rosa is the source of this 6007-nucleotide messenger RNA. It is a transcript of the gene slit3, whose product is annotated as slit homolog 3 (Drosophila). The transcript is spliced from 37 exons. Gene Ontology annotation, molecular function: calcium ion binding; Roundabout binding; heparin binding. NCBI's taxonomy places the organism in Eukaryota, Metazoa, Chordata, Actinopteri, Cypriniformes, Nemacheilidae. The record is from RefSeq and is a predicted model, not a curated record. Gene Ontology annotation, biological process: negative chemotaxis; axon guidance.